Messenger RNA from Ambispora gerdemannii, 934 nucleotides. NCBI's taxonomy places the organism in Eukaryota, Fungi, Glomeromycota, Glomeromycetes, Archaeosporales, Ambisporaceae. The record is from the annotation of a GenBank genome assembly.
GAAAGCAUUAAUAAAAGCAGGCUCACUCGAACAAUAUCUUCAACACAUACAAGCUUACAAUAUCGCAUUAGGUUUUGGCUGGCAGGGCCAAGUCUUUGAAUUUAAUACAACUGUUACGACUAAUACGACAACUCCUGCUGCGGAUGUUAUAAAUAUGUUGGUAGGAAUGGAUGUUGAUAACAGUAUUAAUAAUGUAGCAAGUCAAAAUAAUGAACAAUCAAAAACAAUUCCAGUAGUCUGUUUCGAUACCACAUCUCAUCCGUAUGUAAUGAUGAGUCAGCAAGUAAAUGUGUCGCUUAGCAAUUUAAACUUCACCGAUUCAUUUCAGAAUUUACGUCAACUCUAUGUGAAUAUUGCAUCAUUAAACCUUCCAUCUCAAUGGGACGCUGUUGAUAUUUCUCAUCUUCAUUAUCGAAUUGGUAUUUUGAAUAAUUCCGAGCAUUUCAGAAUAACCGAUGAAUCUGAAUUCGCCCGCUUCUGGGAAACAUUUACUGGUGAUAUUAACAAACGCGACAAGCAAAUUCAGUUGGUGGUAUAUCGAAAAACGAGAAGAUUACACCAUGCAGCUAACUGCUUUAAUAAUAAUAAAUGUCAACCUCAAACCCCAGAAUCAUCAGCUAGUGCUGCGUCUUCUCCACGUCUUAUCGGAUCGACUUCAGAAACAAUCUUAAAGUCCGUAACAAUAAGAUCCAAGUUAAAAAUUUAUAAGCAAAAAAUUGCUAUUGGUGAGAACACAACCUUCGCCUCAUUGAUUGCUUUCGCCACUAACAAAUCAAUACCACCAGUGGGAAAACAACUUGUAAUUCGCUCCAUUGAUGAAACAUUCGAGUAUAUACCUGAUGAUCUGGUAAAAGAAGUGAUAACAGGAAUAGAGCAUGCAGACCUUCUUGUUACGCUGGAAGAUGUUGGUCCUAUUGAUUUCGAUUAUUUUUAG